Phalacrocorax carbo (great cormorant) is the source of this 4154-nucleotide messenger RNA. The record is from RefSeq and is a predicted model, not a curated record. Lineage: Eukaryota; Metazoa; Chordata; Aves; Suliformes; Phalacrocoracidae.
AGACCGUGCGGCCGCGCCGGGGGGGGGGGGUGAAAUGAGACUUUCCAGCCCCACCCUCUCCCCACGCCGCGUGACUCGCCUCACGGCGGCCGGCACCACCCGCGGGCGGGGCGUGCUGUGGUGGGAGGUGGCACCAGUGCUCGCCAUACACCGUACGGUUUCACGCCAGGCUGGGAGGGGGGUGAGGGACGCACCCGGCCGCCCCCGGUAGCCCUGAGCAGCUGGCGGUUAGGGCCCUGUGGCGGCCACCCCGCCCCCCCGGGCUCCCUGGCGCUGAAGGCGGGAGGCACGCGGACGGCGGGGCGCCCCGAGCAGUCCCUGAGGGAGCCCGGCAUGAGGGGCGGCCCGGCCCGGCCAGAAGUGCUUCCUCAUAGCUCUUCCAGAACUGCCGGCUGUCGCGGGAGCCCCUCGCCCUGCCGCGGGAGAGUUCCCCCAGGGCACCUUGAGCCGAGCCCUCCCUCCGACGCCCCUCGCCCCUCCUGCCGUGGUGCCGGCCGUGCUGAGGUCACGGGGAGGGGAGUCUCAGCCGUCUCUGCGUGGCGCCCUCUCACCCGCCCGUCAGCCGGUUUCCCUUCAGUUCUCUUCAGCUAAAACGUCGUUCCUUCACUGGCCUGAGAUGUGUCUGAUGGCUUUGUUUGCUUGUUGGGCCAGAAUGGGUAUUCCCCCUGUCCUGUCCCCCUUCGCGGCAGCGGCGCACUGCACUGCCGGUGCUGGGUAAUGUCCGUACGCCAUUUGGGCGCCUCAACAGCAAUAGCCCCGUAUUCGCUAUAGCCCCCGCACACGCUCCAGUGUGAUUACAGGCUGGUGGGGUUUUUUUUUCGUGGGGUUUGUUUACAGCACAACUUCACUGACAUAAAAUUGAGAGACCCCUAUCCCUGAAGGUGGUAUUUAGGUAGUUGUUCUGUACCCAGUGCGUUUGCUAUUGGUUAUCAGGGUGCAGGACAGUUUCUUUGCUGAAUGCCACCACAACCUUCAGAUCCCCUCUCCAGGUCAUUACAGUCAGCCUCAAGGGAAGAGUAGCUACUGUUCCUCGCAGCUUGGCGUUGUUCUCAGCUUUAACAGAGUUGUUAGUGAAAAUAACAAAUAGCGCCGCCGAGCUCUGUGAUUUACCUGUCUGUUCUGACAAAACCAGCAAUAGCCAUUCUCUUGACUGACGUCCUGUUCAGCUUUGCAGGAGCUCUGUCAUGGUUUCAGGUUCAUGUGUUGUGAUUAUCAACCUCUAAAAUUGUAAUUUCCCCCACAGAUGCUGAAUUUUUCUACUUGUGCAGAAGGCAGCUGGGUUUAUUUCCUAUGAUUUAUAACUGACUGGCCACAGUCUGUGUGUGACUUAGUGAGGACAUCGCUGUUGAGAUCCUGGCAAUUACUUUCUUGCCAGUCGGGAGGGGACCAAUAUCGCAGAGCGAUUCCUCACCUCUUGGAUCCCAGACCCAGGUGCCACUUUGGGGCAAUCAACAAUAUAACAUGAAUGACACCAGGCACCAGUCUUUGUUCUUUGUCAAUCUGCCAGAGCUACAAAAACUCUGUGCCACUACAGUAAUGCUGAGUUCUCAGAUACCGGAAACUGAGACAAGGACUACACAGAUAAAGAUUUGCAGACAGUUGUUAUUCCUGCAUCAAGACAUCCUUUCUGCACCUGUUAUUGGAACACUAAAUCAAAUUUCAGUUGUAAUGGCGAUACCAUUUUACAAAUCAGGAAUAUGUCAAGCCUACAUAGAGAAACAAGGAGCUACCCUGGAAGCACCACAAACAGUUAGUCCAGCCAUUCUCCAAACCUGUCUCUCCUACACACUUACAGCCAGGCUUGCACCCAGAUGGAACAAGGCAGGUCAUCUCUUGGUGCAAGGAAGAGAUUUUCUGUCUCAUUCAGGAAGGCAAAAUGCUGUUGUUAUAGACCUCAGUGUAUCAGAGAGGCAGCUUUGCAUCAGUGUGGAGGCUUGCUCAAUUCGGUUGCCACCCCCUGAGCUGACAGAUUUUGAUAUUUCAGCAAACACCUUAAAGUUGUUUGAGAGCAGUGAAAGUACAGUUAUUCACCAACAUUCCAUAUUAAGUAACUGGUGCUAUGUUUUGCCAAGCAUGAAAAUGGGUCAGAUCAUAAACAUCAGCCACAUAAUUCCUCCAGAAUCUCCUUUCCGUUCAUAUAAAGAAUUUCAGAUGCACUGGAAGAAUCUGUAUGGUUAUAUUCUUCCAGAGGAACUUGAAGAUGCAAAAAUAUACCUCAGUGUUUACUUCAAGCCAAUAGGGGAAAGGUGCUUUACGUACCCUUUAAGUUGCAUUCGAAGUCAGCCAGUGCAGUAUUUCCCUAGAACAGAUUCGGAAAGUGUGUUGACCUCUUUUCUUUCUGACAUGAAGCGUAAUCUUUCACAUCUCUGUGGAUUUCCAGUAAAGAUGACAAGCAAGGCACUUUAUGCUACACAAGAGCUCUCCAGGGCUCUGGUACGUGAAAUAAAAUCUAAGCAUAUGCAAUUGGCUGGUGAGAUGGUUUAUGUGGUAUCUCUAACGCAGACUCCUCCAAGAAAACAGAGUUUGCCUAGAAUUUCUUCACCGUGCAAUAUGGAAAACAGCCACUGGAUGGAGCGUUUGAUCAAAGAGCCAGAAACACAGACUUUUUCGAGGCACAGUAAGGGUACAGAAAAGGUUAGCAUUGACGCAACAGAGAAAUCAAUGAAUAAUAGGCAAGUACCAGGAGUACCAGAGUUGCCAGUUGUGAAGUCGUUAGGAAUGCCUGUAACUUCAGCUUUUGAACUCCCCCCCGCAAAAAUCAGCAAAAUUAUACCAAUUUUCAAAGGGAAGUUGAUGCAGAUGAACAGAAAGACCACAAAUCUAAUGGAUGGGAAGAAGAGAGAGAACGCUGAAAAACAUUCACCCAUAAAAAUUAUGGGUGUUUCAUCUUCUAUGCUGACUGUGUGCAAGUCCAGCAUAACUCAGGUUUACAAACCUGUCCAAAAUAUGUCAGUCAAAAUUCCUACUUACAGCAGCGUACUUCAGGUAACAAACACGAAAACAGAUGCAAAACACUGUAUACCUGUAUUUCAAUGGAAAAGAGAGUCUGGUGGACAAAUGACUAAUUCUGGGGUUUUUGAUAACUCAGCUUCAGGUGGGAAUUCAAGCCAAGUCAAUCACAAAAAGGCAAAUUCUCCUUCCUUUCUUAAGACUGUUGGGUCAGUGCUUCAGAAAUCGAAUGUCAAUCUGAGUCUGAAUACAUAUGCUUCUCCUGCUUCCAGUGCAAGAAGGGGAAAAAAGUUGGCAAGUCAAAAUACCACCCAAGUUCUUGAGAAACGUCACCAGUCAAAGAAAGUACAUUUGCAGAUUUGUAAAUUAGACAAUGAAAUGACAAAUUCUGGUUUAUCACAGCAACAAACAAAGAGAUCAAAUGAAGAAGCAGGCUUAAAUAUUAAUGAAUCUGUCUUAAAUGAUACAGUGUGCAUCCCCAAAAAUGAAGAAGAUAAAGCAGCAUGCCGUUCUAAGGACUAUAUCGCUAAGACAACCAGUUGUCAUUCCAAAUCUAACUCUGAACAGAUGAUUACAGGGAACAAGUAUCUGACAUGUGAAACACUGACCUCAAAACCGACUUCCUCAAUCAAGGAGAGCAACAUGGAAACAUCUGUAAAGAAAGGUUGUGCCAGAAGAAGACAGAAAGAAGAAGGUUAUUCCAAGUUAAAGAAAGCCAAAAGAAGCAAGCCUUCUAUUUAGGCUGUUCCGGAGUACUGAAAGAAAACUCUGGGUAUGCUCAUUGCAAAUUUUAAGUAUUUUUAUUUAUUAAAAUAAUAUCACAUAUCUAUAAUAGUUCCUGCUCUUUUGGAUCGUGAUACUGACAUCAGCUGUCUCCAAAUGAAUCGCUUUACUGAACAAAUGGCUUCUAGAGGAGAAUAACGAGGUAACAGAAGCUGAGUGUCUUUGUUUUAUUGAACACUAGUAAAUAAAGCUUUGCUUUUUUUUUUUUUUUUGGUGAAACAAGCAACAUUAAAUACAAAGGUAUCUUGUACUUAGUAGAAUUUAGAAUUGGCUUAAAUUUGUAUUUUGAUCGACUCAUUUUCUUUCAGACUAAAACCUAUUUUUUGUGCUGCUGAGUUUUAUUUGAAUCUGAGCUGAAGUUAAAACCAUAAAUCAUUAAACUUAGGCUAUGUAUGUUAUUUAAUAUCAUUACAUGAAAUGAG